Messenger RNA from Glarea lozoyensis ATCC 20868, 480 nucleotides. RefSeq lists its product as uncharacterized. The record is from RefSeq and is a predicted model, not a curated record. Lineage: Eukaryota; Fungi; Ascomycota; Leotiomycetes; Helotiales; Helotiaceae. The coding region runs from base 1 to 480 and encodes 159 amino acids. The transcript is spliced from 3 exons.
AUGUCGACAGCCAUCCUACAUCGAAUGCUCAUCAAAACCCAUCACAUGACAUCACGCAAAAAGAUAGGCGUCAUCACUCGCGCAGCGAAAACACAUGACUGUUCUGUUCUUCUCAAAGUUGGAGCUCCGCCUGGAAUCAUGUUGUGUGAAGGCGAAGAGAAUGGAGUUAAGGAGUGGGAAAAUGUUGUUAGAAAAUUAAGAUAUAAGGAUAUGCGUCUGGUUAAGAGAGAGAGUAUUGAAAAGAUGUCUCUUGGGCCACUGGGAGUUGAGACGGGUGAUGUGCAAGAGAUUGAAGAGAUCAAGGAUUUUGCAAAGUUGCUGGAAGGCGAUGAGGGGUUGUAUCAGUGGUGGAGGGUUGGAAUGGGGAACUCUCAAAACAGCCAUUCUCAGCCUGGUCAUGGCAGACGCCAGCACAGACGAGGCAUUGACGCCUAUCCACAAGCGUCACAAAUUCUCAAGCGGAGCAUUAAUCAGGGUUAG